AUGCCAGAAGUAUACCAUGCACAUCCGCUAUACGGCUAUGACCGCGACUUCAAGGGCUACGGUGAGAAGGGCCUAGACCCGAAGUGGCCAAACAAUGCGAAGAUCGCCGUUUCUUUCGUCAUCAACUACGAAGAGGGAGGCGAGCGCAGUGUGCUGCGUGGAGAUGGGAUCUCAGAGCCCAACCUGCGAGAGAACCCAGGGGGGCCGCCACGGGUCAACGAGCGCAACUACAACGUGGAGUCUGAGUACGAAUAUGGAAGCAGAGCAGGUUUCUGGAGACUCUUCCGAAUGUUUAAUGCCCUGAAGAUGAAGUUCACGCUCUACGCCGUGGCCCAGGCCGUGGAGGAGCAGCCGGAGGUGGUAAAACGAUGUGUUGAUGAAGGACAUGACAUCGCUUCCCACGCGUACCGGUGGAUUGAAUACCACGACAUGCCAAUUGAGAAGGAAAAAGACUACAUCAAGAAAGCCGUCACUUCAUUGAAGGCCCUCAGUGGUUAUGCCCCUCGGGGGUGGUAUUACGGCAGAAACAGUCCGCACUCACGUACUCUGGUCCCACAGGUUUACGAUGAAAUGGGUGAGACGCUUGAGUGGAUGAGCGACAGCUACGCGGACGAUGUACCCUAUUGGAUUGACCUAAAUCACGAAAAAGAUUUGUCCAACCCUAAAGGCUGUCUUAUGGUGCCGUACUCUUACGACUGCAACGAUUUCAAGUUCCACACGGCAGGCUCCGGGUUUCGUGAUCCCCAAGGCUUCUUCGACCACUUGAAGAAUGCUUUUGAUGUGCUUUACGAAGAGGGUCAGGAUGGCAUGCCCAAGAUGAUGACGAUCGGACUGCAUUGCCGAAUAAUCGGGAGGCCAGGUCGUUUUGCUGCCCUCAAACAGUUCGCUGAGUAUAUUAGCCAGAAGGAAGGUGUGUGGGUUGCGACCAGGUCAGAGAUUGCAGAAGCUUUCAAACAGAAUUACCCUUACCGCAAAGGCUUCUUGGUUUAG
Molecule: messenger RNA, 990 nt
Organism: Neoarthrinium moseri
Lineage: Eukaryota; Fungi; Ascomycota; Sordariomycetes; Amphisphaeriales; Apiosporaceae
Exons: 4
Coding region: 1-990 (329 amino acids)
Biological process (GO): carbohydrate metabolic process
Molecular function (GO): hydrolase activity, acting on carbon-nitrogen (but not peptide) bonds
Source: RefSeq, a predicted model, not a curated record